GUCUGUCCUGCAUCUGCCGGCGGAAUUAAAAAAACCUAGCCCUGUUUCGAAGAGUGCCAAGUUGCUCUUCUAUUGAACUCAGCCCUCCGCUUCGAAGAAGGAAGAACAGUUGCGGAGAAUUGCAAAAGCCAAGCUAUGGCAAAGGACGAGCAAAGCAAAAAGCGAAAGAGAACGAAGAAGAAUGGGAAACUAACUCAUCAAAACGAGGCGAAGAGUAAGGGGCUUGAUAUUACUCCCGUUGAACACGAUGUCGAUUCUGCUAAGCCAAUGAAGUUGCAAGAACCCUCUAAGGCCUCUAGCUUUCUCGACAAGAUGCGAGAGAGGUUGUCAGGAGGUCAUUUCAGAAUGAUUAACGAGAAGCUAUACACAUGCACUGGGAAAGAGGCGCUAAAAUAUUUUCGAGAAGACCCAUCACUGUUUGAAUUGUAUCAUGCAGGAUACAAAAUGCAAAUGUCGCAAUGGCCUGAGCAGCCUGUUAAUGUCAUUAUAAACUGGCUGAAAACACAGUGCCCUUCUCUGGUUGUAGCAGAUUUUGGCUGUGGGGAUGCACUCAUUGCAAAAAGUGUGAAGAAUACAGUCUUCUCCCUGGAUCUUGUCUCCAGAGAUCCAAAAGUAAUUGCCUGUGACAUGGCAAAUACGCCUCUUGACACCUCAUCUGCUGACGUUUCUGUCUUCUGUCUUUCGUUGAUGGGGACCAAUUACUCAAGUUAUCUUGAAGAAGCAUACAGAGUGCUUAAGCCAGGCAGUGGCUGGCUUUUAAUAGCAGAAGUAAGAAGCAGGUUUGAUCCAAAUACUGGAGGAGCAGACCCAGAAAAGUUUUCAAUGGCUAUUUCUGAGCUUGGGUUUCUCAAAGUAAAACAGGACUUCUCAAAUAAGGUGUUUAUUUUAUUUUACUUCAAGAAAAAGGAUAAGCAAAAAUCUAGAAGGAAGGAAAUUGAAUGGCCUGUAUUAAAACCUUGUUUGUACAAGCGCCGUUGAGAUGAUAUAUCAUACUGGUGAUGCAAGUUCUCUUUGUUUUGUUU
Messenger RNA from Prosopis cineraria, 1022 nucleotides. Its product is annotated as ribosomal RNA-processing protein 8. The transcript is spliced from 9 exons. Gene Ontology annotation, cellular component: nucleolus. The record is from RefSeq and is a predicted model, not a curated record. Gene Ontology annotation, molecular function: methyltransferase activity. NCBI's taxonomy places the organism in Eukaryota, Viridiplantae, Streptophyta, Magnoliopsida, Fabales, Fabaceae. Bases 136 to 978 code for a protein of 280 amino acids.